Oppiella nova is the source of this 450-nucleotide messenger RNA. NCBI's taxonomy places the organism in Eukaryota, Metazoa, Arthropoda, Arachnida, Sarcoptiformes, Oppiidae. The record is from the annotation of a GenBank genome assembly.
AUGUGUGAAACUAAUAUCACAUACAAUCACAUCCCUGUCCACUCAAAUAACACACUUACACCAUAUGUAUACCACAUAUCGCACGCGCCUACACCUCGACCGUCGUCGCCCUCACCCAUCGCGCCGGCACUUAAAGGCAGGGACGGCCGCAAUAGCGAUGAUAAUAAUAGCGAUGAUAACCAGGGCUGCCGGUGCCUGAGCUCCAUGUGCUGCUGCUGUUGCUGUUGUAGUCCGACAGAGUCGUCGUACGCCUCAUCGCCACCACCGGCGCCGUCCAUCGGCAACAUUGCCAGCCCUGACCGCUCAGACCCCAGUCCGGGCCCACCAAUGAUGCCGUUCUUCGCUGCCAACCACCACACGGGCCCUCCCGGUGCCGCCCUAUGGAACUCCAUCGGCUCAUCCAACUCGGCACAUCUCAGUGAUAAUAAUCAUCGACUUAGUGUAUAUUAA